This is a messenger RNA of Paramecium pentaurelia, 537 nucleotides long. Lineage: Eukaryota; Ciliophora; Oligohymenophorea; Peniculida; Parameciidae. The record is from the annotation of a GenBank genome assembly.
AUGGAAUAGUUUUCAGAAGAUGAUGAAAUAUGUUUAAUACCAAUAAAAAAGAAACCAAAAGCUCAAGAACUAAACUAAAAUAAGUUAAACUUAAAACAAUAAUAAAGUUUAAAAAAACCAAUUAGCAAGCCUAAUCCUAAAAGAAUGGAUUUAAAAAUGUAAACCUCUUUGUUGAAUUCCCUUAAGUUCGUUGAAAACAUUCAACCUGAUGUUAUAUAAUCAAGUUUAAAUAAUGAUUUUACUGAAUGGAAGCAUUAAAACUUUGUUUUUAAAUUGAGCCAAUAAUCUUAAAAUUCAAAAGUAGAAUGUGAUGAUAAAAUAAAUCAAUAUUUUAAUGACUUUAAUUAAAAAUGGAAAAUAUAUCCUUAUAAACAUUUUGUUGAUUUAAAGCCUGAGACAGAUCAUGUUAUAAUGAAAUAACCUUUGUGUGAAUCCAAAAAAAUUAAUUAAUAAAAUUAGAAUUAAAAUUAAAUUAGAGUAAUUCCAUUGAAAUAAAGUGAAAAGUUGGCUGAUAUUAAAAUAAAAUUAGAGCUUUGA